Messenger RNA from Sipha flava (yellow sugarcane aphid), 581 nucleotides. RefSeq lists its product as uncharacterized. The record is from RefSeq and is a predicted model, not a curated record. Lineage: Eukaryota; Metazoa; Arthropoda; Insecta; Hemiptera; Aphididae.
UACAAGAUACAAAAUUAGGUUGGGUCGUUACAGGAGAGAUUGGAUCCUCGUGUCUACUAGCUUUAAACACUGUAGGUGAAGUUUGUGAAAGCGAUUUUAGAGCUCUGUACAAAAAUGAACCUCAAAUAUAUGCGACCACGUCCAGACCUAAUAAAAGGUGUAUAGACGAGCAAGAGGCUCUAGAUCAUUUUAAAGAAACGGUAAAGCAUGACGGAACCGGUAGAUUCGUUUUGCGACUGCCAUUAAAGCCAGAAGUGCAUACGAUUGGAAGAACUCUAGAAAUGGCCACAGCAAGAUUUCUCAGCGUCGAACGAAGGCUUCAGCGCGACAAAGAGCUACGUCUUCAAUACACACAGUUUAUGGACGAAUACUUAAAAAUGGGUCACAUGAAGAAAGUGAGCAAGGAAGAGAAACAUACUAGUGCUACAUUCUAUCUUCCACAUCAUCCGGUAUUGAAACUAUCAAGUUUGACAACUAAGUUACGUGUUGUGUUCGACGCAUCUGCCAAGAGUACGUCAAACAUUUCUUUGAAUGAUAUGCUUUUGUGUGGCCCCACUGUUUAAGACGACUUAGUUGCAAUA